UUAUUCAAACAUUUUAAACUUCAAGUUCUGUAUAUUUUCUAUUUUGUUAUGUCAGUUUGUCAGUUUGGUUGUGGUGUCGAAUAAUUUGAUUUUUUUUAAAGCUCGUGAUUAAAUAUCAGUCUGUACUUAAAAAUACUUCAAAUACCUUAAAUCGUGGAUCAUAGAUAUAUUAAAUUGUAGAAUAUCUAAACAGUUAUAUUAUCCAAUAUUUUUAUUCUAUAAAAAUUUAGAAUAAGUAUAUAUAUGUAUGAGAAUAUAAUACAUAUUUUCAAGUAUUGUUAACUAAUUUAUUUGAAUGUAUCAUCUUUGAUAAAAACAGAUAUCAAACGUAAAUGUAUGUAUAUUAUAAUACCUAAUCUGCACUAUAUCACAACAUGAAGUAAUGUUUGUAGACGAAAAAAAGUAAUCAUAGCUGUUUUAUUAAUUAUAACAUUAUAUACCUACACGCACAAUGUCUCAAAACGAAACAACGUUUGUAGAUGAAGAAAAUUUCAAGUCAUUAGUUUGUCGAAGACUGGUUGAAUGUGGUUGGAUGGAUGAAGUAACCAUGUUAUGCAAAGAAAAGUUAAAGGACCGUUUAUCUAAAGGACAAGCAGUAAAAUCUAUUACUGAAGAAGAUUUAUUUAAUGAUGUUGCUCCUGAUGCUAGAAGAAUGUUACCAGAUACAAUCAAGAGAGAAUUAAAAGUAAAAGUACAAAAUAAAUUAUUACAAACAGCUGGAUAUUUUGAUGAAACAGAUAGUGAAUCGUAAUUCAACAUACAAGUUUUAUCCUAUUAUGUAUAUAUGUAUAGUAAAAUUAAAAUUUCAUUUUUAUUAAAAUAAUUAAUUCAUCAUAAAUAAAAACAACUUUGAAAUUA
Messenger RNA from Rhopalosiphum padi (bird cherry-oat aphid), 858 nucleotides. It is a transcript of the gene e(y)2, whose product is annotated as enhancer of yellow 2 transcription factor. The transcript has 3 exons. The record is from RefSeq and is a predicted model, not a curated record. Gene Ontology annotation, molecular function: chromatin binding; transcription coactivator activity. Gene Ontology annotation, biological process: regulation of transcription by RNA polymerase II; positive regulation of DNA-templated transcription; poly(A)+ mRNA export from nucleus. NCBI's taxonomy places the organism in Eukaryota, Metazoa, Arthropoda, Insecta, Hemiptera, Aphididae. Gene Ontology annotation, cellular component: nuclear pore; SAGA complex; DUBm complex. Bases 452 to 751 code for a protein of 99 amino acids.